This is a messenger RNA of Bufo bufo (common toad), 2491 nucleotides long. It is a transcript of the gene SLC23A3, whose product is annotated as solute carrier family 23 member 3. Gene Ontology annotation, cellular component: membrane. The transcript is spliced from 12 exons. Lineage: Eukaryota; Metazoa; Chordata; Amphibia; Anura; Bufonidae. Gene Ontology annotation, molecular function: transmembrane transporter activity. Bases 607 to 2409 code for a protein of 600 amino acids. The record is from RefSeq and is a predicted model, not a curated record. Gene Ontology annotation, biological process: transmembrane transport.
AUAUGAUUCUCUAAUGAUGAUUACGGUGAUAAUGUCACAGAUUUUACUGUGAUCUCCAUUAAGACUCUAGAUUGGAGAUGAUGCUGCUGAGGUUGCUGGGGCAUUUGCCCCCUUUGUCCUUGUUACAAUCUGGUCCUGGAUUAGGAUUGAUUAUCUGAGAAUUGCUGCUCUGGAGAUCCUCCAAUAUCCUGUCCUGGAUCAUCACACCCAUGAUAAGCCACCAAUGAAGCUCUAUGGAAAAUGCUUGCUCCACUGGUCAGCGUAGUAUCUCCUAGCCUGCAGGUCGCUUAGGUAAGACACCAUGGAUGCUUUGCGAACUCACUGAUGCUUGGUGAAUUUCUUGUAAAAACGAUUAAAUCAUCAUAUCCUGAGUUCCUAGAGCCACGCUCCUUGCACGAGAGAUUCGGGUUAUUGGAAAACCCUGGAGCAAGCAAGUGGAACACCAAGGUUAAUGGUUGACAGGGGAUGGGUCUACAAGGAACAGACAAAGGUUGCCCUGAACAUUUGGCCUGUCUUGUCCCUAUGACCCUCCUCAUACCCAGAGGAAAUGGUGGGCUCAGCUGUUCCUCAAUGACUCCUUAGAAGCUGCUACGACCUGGGACCGAGAUGUCUGUGCUCUGCUGUGGGACCCAAAGUACCCGUCAAUCUUCCUAUCGACCUCAUGAGACCCCACCUUGGCUGCUCAGCGUCUUCUUUGCACUUCAACACCUUUUGGUCCAGACGUCUCUGCUGUGUACCUGCCACAGCCUCUUCCUGCAGCAUCGUCCGCUGACACCCCAAGAUCAGAGUCGUUUAUUGGCCCGGAGCCUCUUCAUCUGCGGGAUCAGCACCAGCUUACAAAGCAGUCUGGGAACAAGGUUACCCCUGGUGCAGGCUCCAACCUUCGAGCUGCUCAUCCCGGCCAUAAUCCUCAGCAAAUACAAUGAUGUGAAUGAAACUACGGCUGGAGCCGAUGCUGAUGGGUCGCUGCACUGCGCAGGAAUCUCGUGUGACCUCCAGCCAGUCAGAGAGGUUUCGGGAUCGCUGCUCGUCGCUGGGCUCCUGCAGGUUCUCUUCGGAGUCUCUGGACUCUGGGGCUGGAUUCUGCAGUUCUGUGGCCCGAUGGUCGUGGCCCCAGUGCUCUCCAUUAUCGGACUUUCCUGUUACAAGCCUGCGGCCAUGCUCUGUGCCUCCAACUGGGGGAUCUCCCUGAGCCUGAUUGCAGUGACUGGUCUAUUGUCACAAAGCCUCCGCUGCGUGCACCUCCCUCUGUAUACCUGGAGACGGGUGGAGAAGAGGUACGCCCCGGUACUCCGUAUGCUCUCGAUGUUCCUCCCUGUUUCUUGCAUCUGGAUCGUCUGCAGUUUUUGGCUUGAUGAUCCGGUGGAGUUUCCAAGUGACGUCCGUCUGGUACAGAACCAAUCGUUACUCGCUGCAGAGAAACCCCAGCGGGCGAUCUCUGCGCUCGUGGAGAACUUCACCAAACCCGCCCCAUGGUUUCAGUUUCCAUAUCCAGGAGCCCUGGGAUGGCCACAUCUGAGCCUAGAGACGGCUGGUGUGGGUGCAGCAAUGGCCAUCAUCUCCUGCAUGUCCUCGCUAGGAUGCUACAUCUUAUGUGCUCGGAUGUUGAGAUGUCCUCCGCUCCCACCACAUUCCUGUAAUCGCGGGAUUAGUAUGGAGGGGAUCGGAAAUAUCUUAUCUGGAGUUCUAGGCAGUGUGUGCGGAGCAGGAUCCAACAUUCCCAGCUCGGGCAUCACAGGAAUCACACAGGUUGGCUCACGCCACUCGGCUCAGCUGUGUGCACUGCUGUUUACUCUCAUUGGCUGCUCUCCGAGGCUCUCACAGCUUCUAAUGACUAUCCCUUCCGCUGUCCAUGGAGGCACCCUUUCUCUGACAUUCUCUAUGGCAGUGGGUGGCGGAGUUUCCUUCUUCCAGUAUGCAGACAUAGACUCAGGAAGAAACAUCUUCAUUGUAGGCUUCACCAUGUUCAUGGCUUUACUGGUUCCACGCUGGCUUAAUGCCGUGCCAACAAACCUGGACACAGGCUGGCCUGCGCUGGAUAUGCUCCUUCUGUCACUUCUCACCACUCCUAUAUUCCUGGGGGGGUUAUUCUCAUUUAUUCUGGACAACACAGUAGAAGGAACCUUGAAGGAACGAGGUCUGCAGUCAAAUGUCUCUGCAUGGGACUUGUCAUUCAAAGAAGAGACGCACAAGAAUCAGGAAGGCGAGCUGGCACAGACUUAUGAACUCCCUCCUGUACUGGCAUGCCGCUUACCAGCCACAUAUCCAUUCACCCAGCUGUGCCCUCCACCAACUAAGUCCAUAGCAAUUGCGGAAGGAGAGGAUGACAAACUUCUGACGGCGCCUCCUGUGGUGGAUAUAGAGCUGGGAUGUAUGCGGAGCACGGACACUUCUGGAGCCUCUGUUUAGUCAUUGCUGCAAUAUUUAUAGUGAUAUUUUUAAAGGGAUAUUUUAUUUUAUAAAGGAAUUUAAUAAAAGAACAUUACAGGGA